AUGCAAGCAGCGUGCUCAAGCACCUAUCUUCAGCAAACACUUCAGAAAGCUUUUGAAUAUUUUUGUAGAAUACAAGAGAAAAAUUUAACCAGUGACGAUAAAGACAAAUGCUUAGAUUGCAAAUCAAUUAGUAUGGUGCAUAAUUCAUAUGAAUUAUUUACUCAAUGCUUACAUUCAAGCAUAGCACUUGAUACAAAAAUAAAUCAGAAGCAAGUCCGAAAAUUAUGCGUGCAAACAUUCGACAAGAAAAGAAUCUCAUUACCUGAACCAAAACUUAAAUUAACUAGAAGUACUUGGCUAUUAUGGCUGAAUAAAAAUGUUAAUGAAGACGAAAUCGAAUAUGCAUUUCGACCUUAUUUCGAAAAUAAUAUUGAUAUACUCAAUAGCCAUCAUGUUGACAAUGCAGUUAUGCCAGUAAAAGUUAUCGGAGAUACUAUAUUAGAACAAGAAAGGGCAAAGCCGAAUGAUAUUAAUGAAGGUAAUCAAGAUGAAGAUAUUAGUCCACUUGUUUGA
This is a messenger RNA of Rotaria sp. Silwood2, 513 nucleotides long. The record is from the annotation of a GenBank genome assembly. NCBI's taxonomy places the organism in Eukaryota, Metazoa, Rotifera, Eurotatoria, Philodinida, Philodinidae.